AUGGCAACGGUGGUGAUGGAGCAGAUUGGACGGCUGUUCAUCAAUGCACAGCAGCUUCGUCAAAUCCCCCAGCUAUUGGAGUCUGCCUUUCCCACGCUGCCCUGCACUGUGAAGGUAAACGACGUACCCUGGGUGUUUCGUGAGUCUCACAUCUUCACCGGCUAUAGGCCACCCGACCAGAACUGGCGGUACUACUUUCUCACGCUGUUCCAGAGGCAUAAUGAGACAGUGAAUGUGUGGACACAUCUCCUGGCCUCAUUGAUAAUCCUAGUCAAGUUCCAAGAGGUCUCAGAGACUGUGGACUUUCUGCGAGACCCCCACGCUCAACCGCUCUUCAUUGUGCUCCUCUCUGCAUUCACCUACCUGGCUUUCAGCGCACUGGCUCACCUGCUUUCCUCCAAGUCUGAGCUCUCACACUAUACCUUCUAUUUCCUGGACUAUGUAGGCGUGGCCGUGUAUCAGUAUGGCAGUGCCUUGGCUCACUUUUACUACGUGGUGGAGGAGGAGUGGCACGCCCGCGUACGAGGGCUCUUCCUGCCCGCCGCGGCUUUUCUGGCCUGGCUCUCAUGCGCCGGAUGCUGCUAUGGCAAGUACGCCAGUCCACGUCUGCCAAAGUUUGCCCACAAGCUUUUCCAGGUGGUGCCUUCAGGUUUGGCUUAUUGCUUGGACAUAAGCCCCGUCCUGCACCGUAUUUACAGCUGCCACCGGCAAGGCUGCACUGACCAGGCUGUGACCUACCACUGCUACCAGGUUGUCUUCUUCUUGGUGAGUGCGUACUUCUUUGCUUACCCGCACCCGGAGCGCUGGUUUCCGGGCUGCUGCGACUUCAUCGGCCAGGGCCACCAGAUCUUCCACGUUUUCCUGGUUCUCUGCACGCUGGUGCAGAUCGAAGCUGUGCGACUCGACUACGGUGAGCGGAGGCCUCUGUAUGAGCGUCUCCAUGGCGACCUGGCCCAUGAUGCAGUGGCUCUCUUCAUCUUCACCGCCUGCUGCAGCGCACUCACCGCCUACUACGUGCGUAAACGCGUGCGCGCGCACCUUGAGGAAAAGGCGGAGUAG
Molecule: messenger RNA, 1059 nt
Organism: Chanos chanos (milkfish)
Lineage: Eukaryota; Metazoa; Chordata; Actinopteri; Gonorynchiformes; Chanidae
Gene: paqr7b
Product: progestin and adipoQ receptor family member VII, b
Exons: 1
Coding region: 1-1059 (352 amino acids)
Biological process (GO): response to steroid hormone
Cellular component (GO): plasma membrane
Molecular function (GO): nuclear steroid receptor activity; steroid binding
Source: RefSeq, a predicted model, not a curated record